AACCUAUUAAAGUCCUCAAAACUGCAACACAUGAAAAUUCAUGAUUAGAAUAGGAAAAACAAUUUAGGGGGUGAGAAUUGAGGGUAUUAAUUAAUAAAAUUCUCACACCCCCAGAUUUGAUUUGGGGAUAGACGACUCCAAUUAGGGCUUAGAUCUGACUAGUCAUAUCUCAAUUAGGGUUUUAUCAUCUUCUUGAUUUUCACUGAAUUAAGUUACUUUUUUCUAGAGAUCGUUGGUUUGGGUUUUUGCGGCCUCAAGAUUGAAGCUUUUGGUGCUGCCAAUGCAUCAAUUUACUUUUCUUUUAUAGCAGAAUUGAAGAAUUGAAAAGCUACUUAUUUACUCAAUGUCUUGGGCGGGUCCUGAGGAUUUCUAUCUCUCCACUUCUCUUGCUAGUUAUCUUGACAAGAAACUUCUUGUUUUGCUGCGAGACGGGCGAAAACUGCUGGGAAUACUCCGUUCUUUUGAUCAAUUUGCUAAUGCUGUCCUUGAAGGAGCAUGUGAGCGAGUUAUUGUUGGUGAAAUAUACUGUGACAUUCCAUUAGGACUUUAUAUAAUUCGUGGGGAGAAUGUUGUAUUGAUUGGUGAAUUGGAUUUGGAGAAGGACGAGCUUCCCCCGCAUAUGACUCGCGUUUCACCUGCGGAGAUAAAAAGGGCGCAGAAAGCUGAAAGAGAGGCUUCAGAUUUAAAGGGCACAAUGAGAAAGAGGAUGGAAUUUCUAGAUAUGGACUGAUGUGGAUUCACUGUGAAUAUCUUCCGCAAAUAUUAUCGCGGGUGAUUGAUGCUGGGAAAUUAAACUAGGUCUCAUUGUCAAUUUGAUUCCUUCUAUCUCCUAUGAUUCUCAACAUGCACAGUUUUGUGUAGUCUUCCAAAUAUGUUUCUUUUUUAAAAAUUGGGAAAGAUAAUGCUCAAGUUCUUUUACCCUUUCAAAUUCAAAUGCUGCAUAUCAUUACUUAGUGAAUUUGAGAUUGAAAUGUGUUUGGCUAUCAAAAAAGCCGUCCGGAAUGUUUUAAUGGUAUAAUGGUUACAGUAUCUGGUUUGUAGUUGGAGUGUUAAAAGAUAAUUUCAA
Molecule: messenger RNA, 1066 nt
Organism: Daucus carota subsp. sativus
Lineage: Eukaryota; Viridiplantae; Streptophyta; Magnoliopsida; Apiales; Apiaceae
Product: sm-like protein LSM1B
Exons: 5
Coding region: 344-730 (128 amino acids)
Biological process (GO): deadenylation-dependent decapping of nuclear-transcribed mRNA
Cellular component (GO): P-body; Lsm1-7-Pat1 complex
Molecular function (GO): RNA cap binding
Source: RefSeq, a predicted model, not a curated record